Punctularia strigosozonata HHB-11173 SS5 is the source of this 1062-nucleotide messenger RNA. RefSeq lists its product as uncharacterized. The coding region runs from base 121 to 981 and encodes 286 amino acids. The record is from RefSeq and is a predicted model, not a curated record. Gene Ontology annotation, molecular function: zinc ion binding; RNA binding. The transcript is spliced from 5 exons. Lineage: Eukaryota; Fungi; Basidiomycota; Agaricomycetes; Corticiales; Punctulariaceae.
CACCGUUUCACCUCCGUGGACGCCGCCAAUAGGAUCAUCAGCUUCGGGCCAGCGGUGGUAGCCCUGUCCCUCUUACGCCAAUACAGGAAGACAUCAUAACGCGACAGUAAAGAAUCAAACAUGAGCGUGACUCUCGCUGCUGGGCCGUCGGUAUUGAGGGAUAUCGUCCGUCCACAGUUUCACCAGAACAAUUUCCGAGAGGAAGUGUUGAUCAAGAAUGAGCUCGGGAUAAAGCUGGACAAAGACGACCAGAUAUGUCGGCUGGCUCUUACGCCAGCUGGCUGCCCGCUGGGACCUUUGCACUGUCCCUUACGCCAUACUACUCCUUCUCCUGCCAAUUUUCAACCACCGAAACAGCUGCCGACACAUCCUCGAGAUCGCGAGCGUCUUGCUACCGUAUGCAAACACUGGUUGCGCGGGCUUUGUAAGAAAGGUGACGCUUGUGAAUUUUUGCACGAGUACAACCUCCGGCGAAUGCCCGAGUGUUGGUGGUAUGCCAAAUAUGGUUACUGCUCGGCUGGCGACGAAUGUCUAUACGCACACCCGAAGGAGCGCAAAAUCGAGUGCCCGGACUACAGAAGAGGAUUCUGUAAGCUAGGCCCGACAUGCCCCCGCAAGCACAUCCGGAGAGUUGCUUGUCAAUUAUACCUCUCGGGCUUCUGCCCGAUGGGACCUGACUGUCCGCGUGGCCACCCGAAACCGCAGCUACCGCCACCAUCAGCAUAUGAACCUCCACCACCUCCUGCCAACCGGGAUCUCGGUCCUCCACCUCCAGGAUACGGUCGAUAUGCGGAUUUUGACCGUGGUGGGCCAUCGUUGACCGGAAACCCGAUGGUUGGCCCCCCUCGCCGGAACCUGGACGAUGUCAUGUGCUUCAAGUGUGGAGAGAAGGGGCAUUACGCGAAUACAUGUCGGAACCGCAAUGUCCCAGGCAACCGAGGCGGGCUCGACAGGUCGAGGAGAUAUGGCGGAGAGGAAUGAUUUCAUCAGUCUACUCCCGAGUUGCAUGGGCGUAUCCGCGUGGCAUCUGUGUUGUUCCUUGCCGAAUUAUGCACUGCUUUU